This is a messenger RNA of Arabidopsis thaliana (thale cress), 1108 nucleotides long. RefSeq names its product Cystatin/monellin superfamily protein. The record is from RefSeq and is marked reviewed. The coding region runs from base 101 to 838 and encodes 245 amino acids. The transcript is spliced from 6 exons. Lineage: Eukaryota; Viridiplantae; Streptophyta; Magnoliopsida; Brassicales; Brassicaceae.
GAUGAUGUCACAGCCCUAAUUACUUACCAACAUCGAUCUUGACAAAAAUUCUGAAUUGCCAAAUCGUGUCCUAGGGUUCCUUAAUUUUCUUUCCCCGGCGAUGACUCCCACACCGAUCAUUGAAUUAACGGCAGACCGUGGCUCCAUGAUGAGUUCAUCGGUCACGGAGGAGGUUAUCUCUAAAGUCGACGAGGAUAGCAGCAGCGACAGCGAUAUGGAUGACGGCAGCGACAGCGAGUGGGCUGGGUAUAACGUGUUAGCGGAAACUGAACCAGAGUGGGACGUCGACAGCUUUGAUGGUCACGAAUUUAAAAUCAAUCCCAGGGUUCGUAAGAUGUACGGACGUCACCAGCAACAUUAUGACGAAUACUACAAUGACAGGCUCGAGGCUUUCAAGAGUAAGGGUUUUCUUCCUGAUACCUUGAACGGAAUCGACGAUGUUGAUCUAGACGGUAAAAUGGAUGGCUACAACAGUACUAGGGAUUUCAUGGCAGAGCUUGCUAAUGUGUGUGUUAAGAAACACAACGAGACCAAGGGAACGACUUUAGAGUUGGUAAAUGUUGCGAGAGUUACUGCAAGGGGAGCAGCUACAUGGAGGUUGUACAUCACUUUUAUGGCUCGAGAGUUUUCUGAUGGGCCUCUUGUUGAGUACCAAGCCAAGGUAAUAGUCUUCUUAGGGGAUGAGGAACGUCCUGUCCCAGUUCUCUGCAGGCCAAGUCCUAAACCAGGAACCGAAAUCUAUAUUAAUUUAAAGACUGUAUGUAUCGUUGACGCUAGGGAAGGGGAUUUUUCAGGGAUUUAUACCAGAUUACGCAAACGGAAUCUACAAUUUUGGUAGUCUCGAAGCACCCAUCGGGUAAAAACAGGACUACUAGAGAUGAGUUAGUUGACACAUAUAUCUGGCUUCCUUGUGCGUUAGGAAACUCCACGAGGACAAGUGAACAUAUAUACUUACAGGCAUUAUCAUCUCAGCCAACUUCAUUUCUCCGGUUUAAGUUCAUCCUCUCUUUUUAUCCAACAGCUCGGUUUAAGUAUUUUUAAUUUUUCUUAAAUUUGGUAGUUGAUGUAAAAGCCAAUUUGUUGGUUUGGUAGUUGGUACGAUCAUCAG